This is a messenger RNA of Coregonus clupeaformis (lake whitefish), 918 nucleotides long. It is a transcript of the gene pfdn6, whose product is annotated as prefoldin subunit 6. The transcript has 4 exons. The record is from RefSeq and is a predicted model, not a curated record. Bases 328 to 708 code for a protein of 126 amino acids. NCBI's taxonomy places the organism in Eukaryota, Metazoa, Chordata, Actinopteri, Salmoniformes, Salmonidae. Gene Ontology annotation, molecular function: protein-folding chaperone binding. Gene Ontology annotation, cellular component: cytoplasm; prefoldin complex. Gene Ontology annotation, biological process: protein folding; chaperone-mediated protein complex assembly.
GUCUAGUCCUUUCAGGCUGUUGGCCUGAGGUAGGACUAGAUAGAUUUAAACAGUGGAGUAGGGUGAUGGGUUUUUAGUGAGUGUACGGUUAGAUGGUAGGGUAUUUGUUGAUGUAUUUAUAUUUUCAAAAGAAAAGUAUAAGGGACUUAUACUCCAGUCUAGUAGGUGGCGGUAAUGCAUUUAUUGGACCGCCGUUAAAUCUCAUCGAAGAAGAAGUAGGGUUGUUCCGAGCUAGGCACGAUAUUAUUUCUGCUUCUGCCAGAUAUAGGGAACUGAUUUUGUUUCAGUUUAUAAUAAACAAAGGCUUGAUAAGUAAACACCGUAGAAAUGGCAGAGGCGAUUCAGAAGAAAUUACAAUCGGAGCUUGAAAAAUACCAGCAGAUGCAAAAAGAUGUUAGUAAGAGCAUGUCAGCCAGGCAGAAACUGGAGGCUCAGGUGACAGAGAAUAAUAUAGUCAAAGAGGAGUUGGACUUGUUGGACACCCAGAACACAGUUUACAAGCUUAUAGGUCCAGUUCUGGUGAAGCAAGACUUGGAGGAAGCCAAAGCCACUGUGGCAAAGAGGCUAGAAUACAUAAAUGGGGAGAUUCAAAGAUACGAGACUCUACUAAAGGACAUGGAGAAGAAGUCUGAUCAGCACCGUGAGGUCCUGUCUAGUCUGCAGCAAGAAUACCAGAGGGCUCAGGGCCUGGCUGUGGGCAAGGCCUGACCAGCAGGUGGCAUGGACGCACACACACACACGCACACAUACUGGGAGAAAGAAAAGCACUGAAUCCAGCCGCAGAGCUUUGCUACUCACCCAACAAUAUUGCCAUAAAUCCAAUGACUUAUUGUCCUUUGUACUUAUUGUAUGCAGCUGUGCUGGGUGUUAGUGUGACUUCUGUUGCUGUUAUUAUUAUAAAUAAAUGGUUUUUCUUUA